AACAUCAAUGGCUGUCGCGAAACAUUAAAACGCGUCAAAAAACCGUGCAAAAAGCUGAAAUUAAAAGCGAAAAACACAAAAACUCUGAAGAAUUAGACUUUUCCAUCUCUCGAGUGUUCAAAGAAAAAGAAAAAGUUGCUUGCGUGUGAUUAAAAAUUUAUAAAAAAAAAUCAAUUUUUCCAAUUUAUCGAGCGCAAAGGACUCGCAAAUAAUAAAUUAUCAAUUUUAAAAAAUAAAUCAUGAGUGUGGAAGAGACAAGCAAAGAAACUGGCGAAAAUGCCACACAAUCAUCGCCGACAUCAGCAACAUCUUCAUCAGCAGCAAAUCCAUCAAACUCAUCGCUUCCCUCAGACAAAACAGGCAAAAAUGUAACAGACUUGGAAACGCGUUGUCGACUACUUGAAGAAGAAGUUGCUGCUUUGAAACAAUCUGAAGCGACUCUUAAGCAGCAAAAUGUUGAUGCUCAGCGACGAGAAAGGCUCCUUAUGCGACGAUUGGCUACAAAGGAACAAGAAAUGCAGGAUUAUAUGUUACAAAUUUCGGAAUACAAAGCAUUACAAGCCCCCGGAACAACAGCAUUACGUAAUGCAUUACUCGAUCCCGCCGUGAACGUUCUCUUCCAAAAGCUAAAACAGGAGCUCCAAGCAACAAAGGCAAAAUUAGAAGAAACCCAAAACGAAUUAUCGGCAUGGAAAUUUACGCCAGAUUCGAAUACCGGAAAACGUCUCAUGGCAAAAUGUCGUCUUUUGUACCAAGAAAAUGAAGAAUUGGGCAAAAUGACGUCGAACGGGAGAUUAGCAAAGCUCGAAGCUGACUUGGCGUGUCACAAAAGUCUCUGUGACGAGGUCAAAAAAUCACAAUCAGAGAUGGAUGACUUUUUGCAAGAAAUAGACGAAGAUGUCGAAGGCAUGCAAAGUACAAUUUUAUUUUUACAGCAAGAACUGAAGGCAGUACGUGCCGACAACGAUCGUCUCAAGGCCACGUACGAGCCUGAACACGAAAAUGACACCGGCAACGCGACAACAACUCCCUUGAAUGGCGGCAACGGCGAAACAACCGCACUCGCGAACAAUGAUAAUGAAUUAACGAAACCGGGAAGUGAACAAAUAGUGACAAAAAUUAAUUUAUCACGGACACAAAAUGGUAAUAUUAAUAGUAGUAGUGUUAAUAACGGCAGUAGUGUAGUUGAAAAUAGCAAUUUGCCGGAAGAAAUUGACGAAUCUGCCGUCGUCGUCGCGGAAAAAACUAACGGCGAUUCACUCGAGUCGCCGCCUCCCGAACCGCCCACAGACUCCCUCAAACGUGGCUACGACAAAACGAGUGAAAAUGAACUUGUCAAUCCGAAACGGACACGAAGAACUGCCGCCAUUGAAACAAACAAAAAAUUGUGUUCAAUUGACGACAAGAAAGUUAAUAACGGAAUUGUCAAUGUUUCCUCUUAAACGGGGAAAAAAGUGUUUGGAACUUUUAACAAGAGAAGAGAGUAUUUGUAAAAAAAAAUGAUUUUUAUUAAAAACAAGAAAAAAAAAAUAGAAAUGUGUAUUUAAUCAAACAGAAAACUUGUAGAACAUUAAAAAAAAAAAUAAACAUGGAGUUAAAAUAAUAAUUAAAAAUUAAUACAAUCUUGUUGUUAUUGAUUGAAAUUAAACAUUGAACAAAAAAGGAGAUAUGAACAAAGGACGACGCGAGUUAUGAUGAAUAAACGUUUUUUCUGUUAUUUUCUGACAAAACGUUGCAAAUAGGUGUCAUUUUAAGACUUUUAAUGAUAAAAUAUGAUUAUUAUACAUAAAGAACAAUUAAACAAA
Culicoides brevitarsis is the source of this 1805-nucleotide messenger RNA. RefSeq names its product pre-mRNA-splicing regulator female-lethal(2)D (gene fl(2)d). The record is from RefSeq and is a predicted model, not a curated record. The transcript is spliced from 5 exons. The coding region runs from base 240 to 1442 and encodes 400 amino acids. Gene Ontology annotation, cellular component: nucleus. Gene Ontology annotation, biological process: regulation of alternative mRNA splicing, via spliceosome. Lineage: Eukaryota; Metazoa; Arthropoda; Insecta; Diptera; Ceratopogonidae.